This is a messenger RNA of Amoebophrya sp. A25, 2977 nucleotides long. The record is from the annotation of a GenBank genome assembly. NCBI's taxonomy places the organism in Eukaryota, Dinophyceae, Syndiniales, Amoebophryaceae.
AGCAGGUGAAGGAGUACAGGAAAUGCGAUGACAACAUUUUUACAAGUUCAACAUCUUCCUGUUCUAAGGAUGACGAACAAGAAGAUGUUUUUCGAACCAGUCGAUGCGCUUUUCGUACUGUUGCGCUUAGCAGGCAUCAAGUGCUGGCAGAGACGGUGUGGAAGAGGAUGGCGAAGGGAGGACAGGAUGUGAAGAAACGAACAACUACGGUAGAGUCGGAUGUUGUAGAUGAAGUGAAGCUAGCUGCAGAGGAUGUCGAAGCGGCUUUCAACAAAAACAGGCCUCCUUCUACUUCUGAACAAGCUGCGCCUAGUACUGCUGCUAGAACAAACAAAGAAGCUCCACUCUUCUGCUAUCCCGACACGAAAAGGCAAUUCAGUUUUAGGGAACAGAGGCUAGCGGAGGCAGAGUCACAAAAGCACAUUAGCAGAACGGACAAAGCAGAUGGAUCUUGCCCAUUGCCUUUGUCGGUCCGCGAGUUUUCUUGUGGCGUUGCCAGGUUCGUGGCGGAAGGAGACGAGCGCAAAGCCACACUCGCCAGAUUAGAGGACUUCAGAAAAAAAGCGAUGAAAAUGGUUGUGACGGGAGAUCAGGAGCCAGGAGAUGACGAUCAUCGUGCUGAUCAUGAAGAUAAAACUCACGAUCAACGUGCUGAUCAUGUUGAAGAUAUGGAGGGCACAUCACCAAACGAGCAUGAGGUGGUCUUCACAUCUUUCCUCAAAAAAGCGCGAACGCAACUGAAUCGAGAGACACUUUUGACUGCGGCUUUGCUUCGUUUGUGCAGAGAGGGAAAGGAGGUGGAGCAAACCGCAUCCUUGGAAAUGGAAACGAUGAAGAAUUAUGAAGAGGAGAAAGACCAUGGGCAUGGGCCAACUAAAGAUCAUGGGCAUCAGCCAGCUGGUACUCGAACUGGUGACAACAAGUCAGCAUCCAUCGUCAGCACGACAUCAAAAACCGGUACUGGUACUAAAGGAGAAAAAAAUAGCAAGCAUCAUCAAGUACCAGAUUGGGCAGCUAACUCACGUGUAUUCCGAAACGAGCAUCCGCUUUUCGCCGAACCCAGUAGUGACCCAUGGUGUCAUCCCACUGAGAAGAUACGGCAUAUUGUGCGCUUUUCAGCUGUUUCUGAUCUACUUCAGGAAUUCGAUUUUUUGAUGGUUAUUCUUGGAGACGAUCACGAUGACGAUAAAGAAAAUAUUUCUUGCUUUAUAAAGCACGAUCUCAACGGUAAUGAGACACCAGGUCCGACGAGUGCCGCUCUUGUAGAUCAGCCAGCGCUUUUAGAUGGAGACCACAAAAGAAAACGCCGCCUCGACCAAGAAAAAUGCCGCCUACAACUUCUAUCGGAUUGCAUGUUGCGAGCUGCAGACCUGUGCGAAACUGAGUCUAAAGAUGUGACACUGAAAAAUCGCGCAGUCCUAGCAGACCUGGAAGAAGAGCAUUUGCUGCUUUUCGAUGAACGCUAUGCUACAAGACCGAAACGGCGAAAUAAUAGAAGAGAUCACGGGUUUGGAGAAGAGGCUGAUAUCAGAGGAGGUGCUUCUUUUAGUGCUGGUGCUGGUGAGCAGAGUCUCGGGAACAUGUUGAGGACAGGAGCUCAAAAAUCUUGUUUAGGUGAUGAACAACAUAUUACCAGUGGAGGCAGAAGUACUUCUAGCACUUUCAUUACUAGAGGAAUGGUGAAACGACGUCAGCAGGAAAACCUUCUGACUGUCGAGGAAAAGACGAAGCUUAAUGCUAAAUCUCGCGGUCUCCUACGUAGGUUAAACCCUCAUAGAAUGUUUACUGACGGAAUCAUGGUCAAAUACAGCGACGUCAAGCUAGCGAAACGAGCGGCAACAGAAUUGCAGGAGCUUGAGACACCUCAUUGGCGGUUUGCGACAGGAAUGAACUACGAAGACCAACUUGUUGAUCUUUCGAGGAGCAGGAAGUCGUGGAGGACGAAGAGAAGUAGAAAAAAGGAGGAAGACGACAAGUACAAGGUCAACUUCUCUGGUGGGAAACAAGCUCUAGGUCCGUUGACAACUUUUUUGCAGAAACGCUCUGAGAAGAUGCCAGCUGCUUUGCGAUUCCAAGAAAACGAGGAGAACGGUGGGUCCUUUCCGUCAAAACCAUCUGAUUGGUACAGUGAGAGUGAAGAUGGGGAUCAUCGUGAAGUUGACGGUACUUCUAGCAUGUCUUCGUCAGAAGAUGAUGAAGAACAAGAAGAUAGUUGUGUAGGAGAACAACGAGCACGAAGUAGAGAUGAAAAGCUACUUCCAGCAGACGACGACCACGAUGAGAGUCAUCGUGAUCUCCCUGCAGCUAAGAGGCAGAAGCAAAACCUCCAAGUGGAACAACAAGUUGUAGAGAAGUUAGACGAGAGCAGUAGCUUAGUACAACUUCCAGAGACUAGGCGAGUCUCAGACGCUAUUUCUCUACUAAGCAGCCAAGCAUCAUCGGAUCAUUACCCAUCUCCUUUACCUAGACCUCGAGACGCUACAACUAGAGAACAAAGUGUGCCGUCUUCUAGUAUGCCAAGAGCGGGGCCACCUACAACUACGCAUAGUACUAUGCCAAGAGGGUCUACUAGUAUGCCACGGGGCCCGAGUCUCCAGCGCGGUUCUAGCGUUCCAAGAGCAAAAGGAAUGGGUAAAAAAGGCGGAAAGGCCCUACCACCAGGUGCGAGACCUAGGGGGUUCUAAUUGUAAUGUUCAUGAUUGUUUUCUACUUUUAAAAAACUUUCCACAACACUAACUACUUUGAGCUGUUGCAAAGCGUACAGCAACGGCAAGGACUAUGUGGCGUUAUACAUAGUAAUGAUUUUUAUGAUCGAUCCCCAUUUUCUUUUUCCAACAUUUUUUCCCCCCACCACGCACUCUUUUACGUUGAUGAACAAAAGGGUUCUACACCCACUCGCGAAGAAAGUUUGGUAGUUGGUGGUUGUAUCAUUGACUUUGACACUACCAAAAGGGUUCUACAACUACAUUUUUGCUAC